Messenger RNA from Callithrix jacchus (white-tufted-ear marmoset), 4633 nucleotides. Lineage: Eukaryota; Metazoa; Chordata; Mammalia; Primates; Cebidae. The record is from RefSeq and is a predicted model, not a curated record.
GGCGUGGGCGCGGGGGUCGGGAGGGGGCCUGCCCGGGCGGAGGCGGACCUGGAGUGGGGCGCGGGCCGGGCGGCCCUGUGGAGCGGCGUCGGGGCCGUAGGGGGCGGCCUGGGGCGCGGCCGGCGCGUACCUCCCUUUCAGGACCGUGCGCUCGGCUCGCGCCUUUGAAGUGCACAGUUAAAUCCACAGCGCAGUUUUUGUUGGAAGCGCCCGGAGGACAUUUGGUGCGCCGAGUGACUGUGGAAACAGGACCUGCGUUGAAAGCCGGGCCGGGUGGGGGCCGCUGGGGCCGGGGGCGGCCGCGGCGGGGGCGGAGGCCCGGUCGGGUCUUUUGCAUAAAAGGGGCGGCGGGGCGCGCCGCUCCCCCUCUACGGCCGGUGGCUCUCGCUCUGAUCCAGAGAUUGUGGUUUCCCGCACCCCCCCCCCACCCCCGCCGCGCGACUCCCCAUGUUCCCCUACGCCGCGGCCCGCCCGGGGGGGCCCGGGGCUGCUGCCGCGAGCGGAGCCGGGGACCGGGGCCAGGCCCCUGCCCCGGGCGCCUGCGAGAUCUCGCCGCGGAGCGCGCGCGCGGAUCAAUGAGAGGAGGCUCAGAUGAGCCCCUGCUGACUUGAGAGAGACAGACAGACCACGCCGAUUGCUGAGAGGAACUGGAAGAAGAAGAAAAAAUUCCCAAACUCAGUGGGAAGAGCUCCCUCACCAUGAGUAGUGCUGUGUUGGUGACUCGCCUCCCGGACCCCAGCAGCAGCUUCCGUGAGGAUGCCCCGCGGCCCCCAGUGCCAGGGGAAGAAGGGGAGACCCCACCGUGUCAGCCAGGGGUGGGCAAGAGCCAGGUCACCAAACCCAUGCCUGUCUCUUCCAACACCAGGCGGAACGAAGAUGGGCUGGGGGAGCCAGAGGGGCGAGCAUCCCCUGAUUCCCCUCUGACUAGGUGGACCAAGUCCUUGCACUCCUUGUUGGGCGAUCAAGACGGUGCUUACCUCUUCCGGACUUUCCUGGAGAGGGAGAAAUGCGUGGAUACCUUAGACUUCUGGUUUGCCUGCAAUGGAUUCAGGCAGAUGAACCUGAAGGAUACCAAAACUUUACGAGUAGCCAAAGCGAUCUACAAAAGGUACAUUGAAAACAACAGCAUUGUCUCCAAGCAGCUGAAGCCUGCCACCAAGACCUACAUAAGAGACGGUAUCAAGAAGCAGCAGAUUGAUUCCAUCAUGUUUGACCAGGCGCAGACCGAGAUCCAGUCGGUGAUGGAGGAAAAUGCCUACCAGAUGUUUUUGACUUCUGAUAUAUACCUCGAAUAUGUAAGGAGUGGGGGAGAAAACACAACUUACAUGAGUAACGGGGGACUGGGGAGCCUCAAGGUCGUGUGUGGCUAUCUCCCCACCUUGAACGAAGAAGAGGAGUGGACUUGUGCUGACUUCAAGUGCAAACUUUCGCCAACUGUGGUUGGUUUGUCCAGCAAAACUCUGAGGGCCACAGCAAGUGUGAGGUCCACGGAAACAGUUGACAGUGGAUACAGGUCCUUCAAGAGGAGCGAUCCUGUUAACCCUUAUCACGUAGGCUCUGGCUAUGUCUUUGCACCAGCCACCAGUGCCAAUGACAGUGAAAUAUCCAGUGACGCGCUGACAGAUGAUUCCAUGUCCAUGACGGACAGCAGUGUAGAUGGAAUUCCUCCUUAUCGUGUGGGGAGUAAGAAACAGCUCCAGAGAGAAAUGCAUCGCAGUGUGAAGGCCAAUGGCCAAGUGUCUCUACCUCAUUUCCCGAGAACCCACCGCCUGCCCAAGGAGAUGACCCCCGUGGAACCUGCCACCUUUGCGGCUGAGCUGAUCUCCAGGCUGGAGAAGCUGAAGCUGGAACUGGAGAGCCGCCACAGCCUGGAGGAGCGCCUGCAGCAGAUCCGAGAGGAUGAAGAGAAGGAGGGCUCCGAGCUUACACUCAGUUCGCGGGAGGGGGCACCUACACAGCAUCCCCUCUCCCUACUGCCCUCUGGCAGCUACGAGGAGGACCCACAGACGAUCCUGGACGAUCACCUGUCCAGGGUUCUCAAGACCCCUGGCUGCCAGUCCCCGGGCGUAGGCCGCUACAGUCCCCGCUCCCGCUCCCCGGACCACCACCACCACCACCCGCAGUACCACUCCCUGCUCCCGCCCGGUGGUAAGCUGCCUCCAGCCGUCACCUCACCAGGUGCCUGCCCCCUCCUCGGGGGCAAGGGCUUUGUGACCAAGCAGACGACGAAGCAUGUCCACCACCACUACAUCCACCACCACGCCGUCCCCAAGACCAAGGAGGAGAUCGAGGCGGAGGCCACGCAGCGGGUUCACUGCUUCUGCCCCGGGGGCUCCGAGUAUUACUGCUACUCGAAAUGCAAAAGCCACUCUAAGAUUCCAGAAACCAUGCCCGGCGAGCAGUUUGGCGGCAGCAGAGGCAGUACUUUGCCCAAACGCAAUGGGAAAGGCACGGAGCCGGGCCUGGCUCUGCCCGCCAGGGAAGGAGGGGCCCCUGGCGGAGCCGGGGCCCUGCAGCUUCCCCGGGAGGAAGGAGACAGGUCGCAGGAUGUCUGGCAGUGGAUGCUGGAGAGUGAGCGGCAGAGCAAGCCCAAGCCCCAUAGUGCCCAAAGCACAAAAAAGGCCUACCCCUUGGAAUCUGCCCGCUCGUCUCCGGGUGAACGAGCCAGCCGGCACCACCUGUGGGGGGGCAACAGCGGGCACCCCCGUACCACCCCCCGUGCCCACCUGUUUACCCAGGACCCUGCAAUGCCUCCCCUGACCCCACCCAACACUCUGGCUCAACUGGAGGAGGCCUGUCGCAGGCUGGCUGAGGUGUCUAAGCCCCCAAAGCAGCGGUGCUGCGUGGCCAGUCAGCAGAGGGAUAGGAGUCACUCGGCUGCUGUUCAGGUGGGAGCCACGCCCUUCUCCAGUCCAAGCCUGGCUCCAGAAGAUCACAAAGAGCCAAAGAAGCUGGCAGGUGUCCAGGCGCUCCAGGCCAGUGAGUUGGUUGUCACUUACUUUUUCUGUGGGGAAGAAAUUCCAUACCGGAGGAUGCUGAAGGCUCAGAGUUUGACCCUGGGCCACUUUAAAGAGCAGCUCAGCAAAAAGGGAAAUUAUAGGUAUUACUUCAAAAAAGCAAGCGAUGAGUUUGCCUGUGGAGCGGUUUUUGAGGAGGUCUGGGACGACGAGACAGUGCUCCCGAUGUAUGAAGGCCGGAUUCUGGGCAAAGUGGAGCGGAUUGAUUGAGCCUUUGGGGUCUGGCUUUGGUGAACUGCUGGAGCCCGAAGCUCUUGUGACCCGUCUUGGCCGUGAGCAACUGCGACAAAACAUUUUGAAGGAAAAUUAAACCAAUGAAGAAGACAAAGUCUAGGGGAGAAUCGGCCAGUGGGCCUUCGGGAGGGUGGGGGGAGGUUGAUUUUGAUUAUUCAUGAGCUGGGUACUGACUGAGAUAAGAAAAGCCUGAACUAUUUAUUAAAAACAUGACCACUCUUGGCUAUUGAAGAUGCUGACUGUAUUUGAGAGACUGCCAUACAUAAUAUAUGACUUCCUAGGGAUCUGAAAUCCAUAAACUAAGAGAAACUGUGUAGAGCUUACCUGAACAGGAAUCCUUACUGAUAUUUAUAGAACAGCUGAUUCCCCCAUCCCCAGUUUAUGGAUAUGCUGCUUUAAACUUGGAAGGGGGAAAGAGGAAGUUUUAAUUGUUCUGACUUAAAACUUAGGAGUUGAGCUAGGAGUGCGUUCAUGGUUUCUUCACUAAAAGAGGAAUUAACGCUUUGCACUACGUCUCCGAGUGAAGACAGACUUUUUAAAAUGGUGCCCUACCAUUGACUCGCGCAGAAAUUGGUGCAUUUUUUUUUUCGUAUGCUGCUCUGUUUUGUCUUAAAGGUCUUGAUGGUUGACCAUGUUGUGUCAUCAUCAUCAGCAUUUUGGGGAUUGUGUUGGAUGGGGUGAUCCGUUGCAGAGGAGGAGGCAGGGAACCUCACUCCUUGGGGCCCCAGGUUGAUCCUGUGACUGAGGCUCCACCUCAUGUAGCCUCCCCAGGCCCAGGGCUCCUCGGCCGAGGCCCGCCAGAGUCACUGCUGCGAGGUUCCAGCUGUGCUUUCGUGGAAAUGACAGUCCUUGGUUUUUGGUUUUGGUUUUACAUUAGUCAUUGGACCACAGCCAUUCAGGAACUACCCCUUGCCCCACAAAGAAACCAGCAGUUGUGGGGAGACCCAGCAGCACCUUUCCUCCAGACACCUGCAUUUCGAUGUUCAGGUUUUUGUGUUAAGUUAAUCUGUACAUUCUGUUUGCCAUUGUUACUUGUACUAGACAUCUGUAUAUAGUGUUCGGCAAGAGAGUACCAAUCCACUAUCUCUAGUGCCCGACUUUAAAUCAGUACAGUACCUGUACCUGCACGGUCACCCACUCCGUGCGUCGCCCUAUAUUGAGGGCUCAAGCUUUCCCUUGUUUUUUGAAAGGGGUUUAUGUAUAAAUAUAUUUUAUGCCUUUUUAUUACAAGUCUUGUACUCAAUGACUUUUGUCAUGGCAUUUUGUUCUACUUAUACUGUAAAUUAUGCAUUAUAAAGAGUUCAUUUAAGGAAAACUACUUGGUACAAUAAUUAUUGUAAUUAAGAGAUGUAGCCUUUAUUAAAAUUUUAUAUUUUUCAAAA